This is a messenger RNA of Penicillium maclennaniae, 2856 nucleotides long. RefSeq names its product Major facilitator superfamily domain general substrate transporter. Gene Ontology annotation, molecular function: single-stranded DNA 5'-3' DNA exonuclease activity. Gene Ontology annotation, cellular component: nucleus; membrane; mitochondrion. Lineage: Eukaryota; Fungi; Ascomycota; Eurotiomycetes; Eurotiales; Aspergillaceae. The transcript is spliced from 5 exons. Gene Ontology annotation, biological process: interstrand cross-link repair. Bases 1 to 2856 code for a protein of 951 amino acids. The record is from RefSeq and is a predicted model, not a curated record.
AUGAGUCUCUUCCAGAAGGGACUCAGCGCCCACGCGACUGCGUUUGCGACCAGACCGCGACCGAUUACUCCAAGAGUCCAAUCUCCGCUACGGCGAGUGCGACAGCCACGCCGGCACAAUUCCUCGCACUCCAAACCCGAACCAGCCGCGGAGGGGAAGAUCGUUGAAGAUGGAUUACCAAUGAACAAUACUACAACUGGGAAUUCCUCUCAGUCUACUUCUCCUUCUUCGUCCUCGUCACAAUCGUUCUCAGUUACACCCCCGGCCCAACCCGUCAACACUGCUGCUGGUGCGGCCGGUGCAGCGACUUCACCAGCUACAGCGACUGCAGUGACGAGAAGAGGAUUGCGCGAUGUUAUUAGUGCGGGCCCGCUGGGACGGUUCGGGAGGUGGUACUCUCGUGUGCAGGAGCGCAAACCCUACUCGACGCAGUUGUACAAUCCGCCUCCGUCAGCGAAAGGUGAGCAGGAUGCGUCCAAGGACGAGGAUGACAAGGAGGAGCGACAUGGUGGAUAUGAUCCAUGGCGAACGGUGCGCCACUUAAUUGUUGGAACGGGAUCUAGUAUCCCGUCAUAUAACUGGUUCAUGUUUCUCCAUAAUCACUUCAACUACUCGUCCAAAAUCCUCUCGGUCUUGACCAAGGUUAUCGUGCAGCAGGCAUGCUUCACGCCGGUUUUCAACACAUACUUUUUCAGCAUGCAUUCCCUUCUGGCUGGUGCAUCUUUAGAAGAAACCUGGGAGCGCCUGAAGAAAGCUCUCCCCGUCAGUAUCACUAACAGCGUGAAGCUUUGGCCGGCCGUGACGGCAUUCAGCUUCAUGUACGUGCCGGCGCAGUUCCGCAAUGUUUUCUCCGGAGUCAUUGCAGUCGGCUGGCAGACUUACUUGAGUUGGUUGAAUCAAAAGGCUGCGCGCGAGGUUCUGGCGGCUGAACUGGCGGCUACGGAGAGCAUGUCCUGCCCACUGCAAGGAUCGCAGCCUGAUACUCCAGACUCCAGUGACUACGGAUCUGACUUCACGCCCGACGAAGAGGAGCUGCUGAACGAGCUGCUCUCGAGAGCCGUCGCGGAACCUGCUACUGUCGCCACUCCUACUCCCACAUCGAACUCUAUCUUCUCAGUAAUCGAAGACUCACUUACAGUCUCUACGCCUGAGCCCACUGAUAUCGAACCCCUACAAACGGCUAUCCUCGCGGCGCUCGUCGCGGACAUUGAAGAUGGCGUUGAGGGUCCCCGUGGCGUCCGAGUGCCUAAAGUGCUGGGCCGGGAAUCGCCUCGUUCGCCGUGGAAACAAUCAAAUGAGCGGCCGUGGACUAGAUCUACGUCCAAUGUUAUGGCUGGGAGGUCAAGCCAGGAAGCAAUCCACAGGUACAAUCCGUCUGUGGAGCAUCCUAGUUCAAAGGAAGGUAGAGAACGGGAAAGAGAGCGUAUGGCAACGCGUGAGCGUGAAUGGACACAGAAUGAGCAGGCGGCUGCUACGGUAGAUCCUCGAUCACCUGUAGAGCGAUUCCGACGACCGCCUCACAAGGCUUUCUCCGUGACGGAUCUCGUUUCGCCUGCAUGGUGUGAAUUACAAUAUUGGUAUACCUUGACCAAGCAUGGGAGGAAGAGGAGGACCUCUGCUAUGAAGAAGGGAAGUGUCGUGCACAAGACUCUCGAAGAUGAGAUACAUACGACUAUACCUGUGGACAUUACUACCAAGGAGGAUGCUUGGGCGCUGAGGAUAUGGAAUGUGAUCCAGGGACUACGCAUGCUGCGUGAGUUUGGCGUCACCCGCGAGUUGGAGAUUUGGGGCCUGGUCGAUGGGGAGUUGGUCAAUGGGGUUAUUGAUCAACUUUCAUAUGAAUGCCCCGAAUCGGAGCUCGAAGCCACAGCGUCCAAUUACUAUUCAGAAGCGGCCACAUCGCGGGCUGCUUUGCCGAAGUAUCAGAUGUCCCUUUCUGACUACUUACUGUCUUCCUCACAGGGUGGAAAAAGACUUUCGGACUUAGGACGAGAAGAAUCUAUGGUUCACGCACCGGCUGAAGAAUCAUCGCCAGCCGUCUAUAAUUUGCCCAGGAUCUAUAUGACUGACGUCAAGACUAAAGCGAGUGGCUCGGUUCCUUCGGUUAAGAGCACAUCUUUCCGUCCCACUCUUCUUCAAUUACAGCUCUAUUACCACAUGCUGAAUCGCCUUAUCACGAGCGACGAUGUUACAAUGGACUUGCUUGCAGCACGCUAUGAUCUGGAUCAAGAACGGCCUUUCACUGAAGCUUUCAUAUCUGAAGUCGGAGGGCUCAAUGACGAAUUCUUCGACACAAUGUCUUCUCAGAAAUUUGACAUUGAUAGCCCUCCUACCCCAGAAGAUGCAAGAAGAAUUGCUCAAGGCUCCGAGAUUGGCUCAAGUCUUCAAAAGUCUAGCCAGGGCUCAACUAGCAUUCUCGCGACCCAUAGUACUCUGUCCAGUCUCUGGGGCUACAUGAAAGACCAAAUCCGUCUCACGUUUCUUCCAUCGACCCCACAAACGGAGCCCGUGGCCCCGUCUAUCCCCUCGCAUACCCAGCCAGAAUUACUCGCAGAAUAUCCGACGCUCUUAUCGCCAGUCUUAACGGCUCGGUAUCUGUCCUCGGCUCCCACUGCGGAUCUCGAGCGGCGGGUUCUGGGCAGCAGGUCCUUCCUCUAUGAUCCUGCGACUAUGACAUCCUAUAUAGAUGAUCAGAUGGAGUGGUGGCGUGGCUCGCGUGACCCUCGCGGCGUCAACAUUAUGGAUGCAUGGAAAUGUCGAAUCUGCGAGUUUCGCGACGAAUGCUCCUGGCGCCAGGAACGGGAGUUGGACUACGCCAGACGCAACAGCAGACGAGCUUCUGCAUUUGCUGCCUGA